Molecule: messenger RNA, 2547 nt
Organism: Nicotiana tabacum (common tobacco)
Lineage: Eukaryota; Viridiplantae; Streptophyta; Magnoliopsida; Solanales; Solanaceae
Source: RefSeq, a predicted model, not a curated record
AAAAAAAAAAAGAAAGAAAGAAAGUGAGAGAGCACAAAAACUCCGGCGACAACUCCAGUCCGCCUCGGCCUCUGUUUAAAUUUCUCUGCUCUUAUAGAAAGCAAAGUAAACUGCAUUUUCCUUAACUGAAAACCUAGCCGGAAAACGGCUUUAUUCGCUGCCGUGAGAUGGGCCUUGAGCCGCCGCCUCCUCCGGUUUUAUUCUCUAUAUAUAUAAUUUCAUUUCCUCUACAAUUUAUUAUUCACCAAAUCGGACCUUAACUUGUUUUGUAAUUAGCAUCAGUAAUUGGAAUUACGGAUGGCCUUAAUGUGGAAGAUGCUGGAGAAAGUAAGGAGAUGUUUGAGGACUAUAUAUUUCAUGGCGGCGAUGUUAGCGUCGCUGCUGAUGCUAUCGGCGCCGGUGAUGGUGAUACUAGGGGAUGUACUGGUACCGAGCGUAUUGAUUUCAAGCUUCACGUGCGUAAGGUGUUACAGUUUCAAGGAGCAUUUGCAACGAUAUGCCUUCAAAACUUCCUUGACCGAUAUUCCUCUCGUUUCCAUUCUGAGAUCUCUUCUCAUCACAUGUGUUUAUUCUCUGUGUGAUGGACCUGGUCUCUCACAUGGACCAUAUCUCGGGACUGUUACAUUCUGUUCAUUUAUAUCCAUUGUUCUUCUUUCCGUAAAGGCUUGUGUUUUCUCUGUCAAUUCAUACCUCGAGGCUGAAGCUGAAGCUUCAUCUGCUAUCUCAAAGCAAAAGCUUCAUUUGAAAAAGUCAUGGGGGAUGCCUGUGUUGUUUCUAUCAUCUGUAGUGUUUGCUAUUGGACAUACUGUUGUUGCCUAUAGAACAAGCUGUCGAGCUAGGAGGAAGCUCUUAUUUCACCGAGUUGACCCCGAAGCUGUGCUUCCUUGUAAAGUUGUCUUCUCUGCAUACCAUAAGGUUCCACGGUCUCCAACUCCUUCCGCUGGGAAAGCAUCAAAAUGUAAUAGUGAAAUGAGGAAACUUGCUGGCUCAGCUCGUGAGGAAGGGGAAAUUCCUGCCAAACUGCUUGCUGAUGUUGACAGCUUAUUCAUCUCUUGCUUAGGGGUUACUCUUCAUUACAAACUUAGGUUGCCUGGAUCACCUUGCCGUUCCUUGUCCUCCACACCCCGUGUUGACAGGCCAUUAAAUCUUUUAUCAAAUUCGGAUUAUUGUAUCCGGAGGAGCUACAGUAGUCAGUUUCUUGCGAACUGUCUAUCCACACCUUUAUUAGAUGGUUUUCAAACUCCCUCCAUCCUGUCUGAAGAAAUGCCUAGUCUCAACCUAGAUGAAGUUGGUGAUGGAGAUGCAGUUCAUGGGUCGGGGUCUCCUCUGUCUAUACGAGAUCUGGAAGAUAAUGAUCAGUUUGGAAUUGUUCUGGUGCAUGGUUUUGGUGGCGGGGUCUUCUCUUGGAGAAAUGUGAUGGGAGUACUAGCUCAGCAGGUAGGUUGUGCAGUCACUGCUUUUGACAGGCCAGGAUGGGGAUUGUCAUCUAGGCCUUUCCGAGCAGACUGGGAGGAGAAUCAAUUGCCUAAUCCCUACACGCUUGAUGCUCAGGUUGACCUGCUUCUGUCUUUUUGCUCAGAGAUGGGUUUCACUUCAGUGGUACUUGUUGGCCAUGACGAUGGUGGAUUGCUUGCACUAAAGGCUGCACAAAGGGUGCAGUCAUCCACAAAUUUUAUUAAUGUUAAGAUCAAGGGGAUUGUAUUAUUGGGUGUUAGCCUGUCAAGAGAAAUGGUUCCUGCCUUAGCAAGAAUAUUAUUACGCACUUCGCUCGGAAAAAAGCACUUGGUGCGUCCUCUUUUGCGAACGGAAAUUACUCAAGUUGUUAAUAGACGAGCAUGGUAUGACGCAACCAAGUUGACGACUGACAUUUUGAGCUUAUACAAGGCACCGUUAUGUGUGGAAGGUUGGGAUGAAGCACUCCAUGAGAUAGGGAAGCAGUCAUAUGAGACAGUCCUCUCCCCAGAAAAAGCCACAGCACUGCUGAAAGCAGUUGAAAGCUUGCCAGUUUUGGUGAUUGGGGGAGCUGAAGAUGCACUUGUACCUUUGAAGUCUGUUCAAGCUAUGGCUUCAAAACUUGUGAAUUCUAGACUGGUUGCAAUAUCGGGAUGUGGUCAUCUUCCGCAUGAGGAAUGUCCGAAGGCAUUCUUAGCUGCUAUGUUACCGUUCAUCAAUAGAAUUUUAGUUGAACAGCUGCAACACCAAUCGGGUGCUCUCUGUUAAGUCAAGCGGCAUCCUGUAUAUUUAGAUCAUUUUGUAUUGUUCUUUUUAGAGUUACUUGAAAGGUAGCCCAUCUUUAGGUAGUCUUGCUGAUAGUUUGGAGCUCUGCUUUAGAGCUUUUAGAUUUAGUUUCGCUGAUUCUUAAGCUUGUUUUACUAGUUUCUGUUAUCCGCCACACAACGAGUGGAGAUAACUUUUCUAUGUACAUCUUUUCAGCAGAAAAAUUCUGAGUAGUUUCCCCAAGGUGGAUUACUUUCCAUCUCUUUCUCCUCAUGUGUGUUCUUUUUCCUGAGAAACGAUGAUUGACUGGAAGAUCAAUUGGUAUUUUCA